UCUGGUCUGAGGAGCUCGGAGCUGGGAUGGUGGCGGAGGAGAUCGUGGUGUCCCUCUCAGGUGGGGCCCCCUGGGGCUUCAGGCUGCAGGGGGGGGCCGAGCACCAGAAGCCUCUACAGGUGGCCAAGGUUCGCAGACGUAGCAAAGCGUGUCGAGCUGGACUGAAGGAGCAUGAUGAGCUGGUUGCCAUUGACGACCACAUGUGUGCAGAACUCAGUCAUGCCCAGGCCAUGAGCCUCCUGGACACACAGUGCACCACACUCAACCUGAGGGUGAAGAGGACGCCGCCUGGAUUUCACUCCUCAUCCUGCUCGGGUCGUUCUGUAUCGCCCCACUCCCUCAUGAGGGCCCUGUCUCCGCCCCUGGAUGCCCUACAGCCCCCCCACCACCAUGGGGCGCCCACAGGCAUCACCUCCCCCCCAGACAGCGAGGCGUAUUAUGGAGAAACAGACAGUGACGCAGACACACAGUCCCAACCACACCGCCGCCAACGCCGAACGCCUCCUCAUGCACGGUCACCUGCACGAUAUGACAACCAAGAAGAGGAGGAGGAAACUUCAGAGAUGAGCGGGUAUGAAAGCGCCACAGACGCCACCGUCACCCUUCAGAGGCAGUGGGAGGGUCAAACCCCCGUCGGCGUCCCCCGUAGAGAGCUCAUCUACCAGCCCCUGCAGACAGAGUGGGAAACACCGGCCCACACCCCCCACACCCUCACCCCCCACUCCCUGACCCCGACCCCGGACCAGGGCCUGGCGGAGGCAGAGGGGGAAGGAGACAGCGGCUUCCAGGAGGCAGGGGGCUGCGUGGGGCUCACCUGCCCCCCGUUGGUGUCUCCUGAGCGGGCAAAGGAGGCUCUGCUGCUGGGCUCUGGGAAGCAGCUGGUGCCCAUGGUUGGGCCACAGCAGACACCGCUCAGCGAUGAACUGACCACCACCUACAUGGACAAAGCACGACAAGCAAAGCUCCAGCGUGGGGAGAGUCUGGUGGAAAAACAAGUGAAAGAAGCUCGCACUAAAUGCAGAUCUAUCGCCUCUCUGCUGACGGAUGCUCCCAACCCCAACUCUAAAGGGGUGCUUAUGUUCAAGAAACGCCGCCAGAGAGCCAAGAAGUACACGCUGACCUGCUUCGGCAAAGCUGAGGGCGACCGAGGGGGGGACACAGAAGGGGAGACGGGAGGGGAGACCGAGGAGGAAGGAGGAAGUUCCAUUCUGAGUGGCUCCGAAGUUGACGAGGAGGGAUUUUCGGCGUCUUUUGACCCCACGUGGGAUAGCGGUUACUUGGACCUGCUGGACAGGAGGAGCUCCGCCUGCCCGUCCACCACGCCGACCACUCCAACUACUCCGACAGCCAAUCACAGCCCAGGCCUGGACUUAUCUUCGACCUGUCAGACUCCAGGACUUUUGGGUUCCGUCAAUCAAAGCCCCAGAUUGGAGGCUCCGGUCGUCUCGGCCUAUCAGGGCGUAAAGCUGGAGAACGGCACCACGAAGCAGCCGAUCGCCACCUUUAACCCUGCGCAUAUGUCUCCUCCAGCUCUGGCUCUGUCCAAUGGGGGGUCUGUCGCUGUCAGCCGGGCGAGCGUCGUCCUCAGCCCGCCCCCUCCCAGUCAAAACGGCAACGCCAAUCUAAAUCCCAACCCUAAUGUCACGGACUCAGACCUGAACAGCAGCUUCGGUCCAAACCUCGGCGUUCUGAACCGCACCGCCCGCCCCUUCGCCCCCGGUUCGACCUCCUCACGAGGAACCGUGACCUCUGUCAUGUUCCGGCCCCCCCAACCAAAACCCCUAAUCACACCAGCCAAACCUGUGGCAGCUGUUUCCAUGGUGACCAUCUCACCUACUUGCCACUCGUCAAGCCCGGAUGCGAAAAGAGCCGUGUCUAGCACCUCCUUGUACAUCCCUCCGAGAAAUAACAACUCAUCUGAUCACACCCCCCCCUCUGUCCACUCACCCCCCUCCUCUCUGUCAUCCACAUCUUUGUCUCAGUCCACCACAAACCCACCCACGUGUCCUCCCCAGGCCUCCAUACACGCUUCACCUGCUCAGCCCUUCUAUCCUCCACCCCCACAUCCACUGACCUCUCAACCUGCCCCCAACUAUCCAUAUCUGUCGACUGGCAUGGCCCCUCCCACCCCUCAGCCGCAUCUCCCUGAACCGGUCCAGGUGUCCACGCAGCCUCCUCCGUCUCCGUCCGUCAACCCUUACAUCAACAUGACAGGUGCGGUGACUCCUGGUCCCCACGCUUCCAUGGCAACCGCAUCUCCUACCCCAGAUUCCCUGGCAACACGCGAGCAACGCAUCUCAGUCCCCGCCGCUCGCACCGGCAUCCUCAACGAUGCCCGUCGCCGUAGCAACAAGAAGCCAAUGUUCUGCGCCGUACAAAACAGGGAUGUGUCGCCAAACCCGGCUUUGCUGUCGAUGGUCCAGAACAUGGAUGACCACUUCGUGAGGGGCUCAGGGGCCGGACCGAGCGGGGAUACCGGGCACGAGUCGGGGCCUGAGGAAGACUGGCUGAGAUUAGGAGCUGAAGCUUGCAACUUCAUGCAGGCUCAGCGGGGCUCCAAACCGCCCCCUGUGGCCCCCAAACCCCAGGCUCCGCAGGUGCCGCAGUUCGCAGGAAAAGGAGGUCAGCUGUUCGCCCGGAGGCAAAGCAGGAUGGAUCGCUACGUGGUUGAGCGGUCGCCCUCAGUCGCCGCAGCUCCGUACUCCCCCGCCCAGACCCGAGAGCCCUCACCUACACCCUCCCUCCCUGCCACCUGGAAGUACUCGUCAAACAUUCGAGCUCCGCCUCCCAUCAGCUACAACCCCCUCCUCUCUCCCUCCUGCCCCCUGAAGGCUCAGAAGAAGACUAGCGCCCCCAAAUCUGCUGGAUCUAAAGGACAGAAGUCGGGCAUCAAACCUGUGGACGUUCUGAGCCACCAGCCCUACCAGCUCAACUCGUCUUUGUUCAGCUAUAGGGGCGGGGCUCCACAGGAUCCCUCCUAUCAGCAGCAGCAGCGAGGAAUGACAGGCAGCGUCCAGAAGACGGCGCGAGUGUACGAGGUGAAGCGUUUCUCCACGCCACCUCCGACCACGACGGGGCCGGCCCUAAAGGUCAUCGUCCCGCGGUCGGCCACCACGCUCGGCGAACCGCUGUGGCGCUCUGACCUCACGUCCCCGCCCCCCACGGCUCCCUACCAACCCCAGUGGGACUCCUCUCCUCUGUCCCCGCCCCCUCCUGCACCCAACGCCCCUCUCCCCCAGCUCCCCACCUUCUCCUCCGCCCACGGUCCAGUCCAACCCCCAACUUUCUCCCACCUCCAGCCCCCCGGGCCCCCACAGGCCAGCAGGCAGUUCAAGAGCACCCCAGACCUGAGUCCACUGGGGCCUUCAUGUGGGCCCCGGCAGGCGGCCUCCAACACCCAACCGUCCCGGGUCCCCAGGCCGAGGUUCAGCACCUCCAACCUGGGUCUGCAGCCCAGCGUCUGGCGUCCUGGCUCCACCCUGCACUGAAAGGUUACCGUUCAGACCUCAGACACAAGGGGCUGAUGGGAACAUGGAGGAUGAUUCACAUAAAUCUGUUUUCAGCACCGGUAAUGACGUUUUUAAGCGUUGCUGCUUUGAAAAACACCAGCCAAAUAUUUUAUCCUUAUAUCACUUUAGAUCGUCCACAUAUGUAACACAUUUUCUAACAUUUUGACUCAUUUAUGUGAUGUUGUUUUAGGGCCAUUAUGGGUAAAAUAAAUAAAGGUUUUUCGCAAAUUUUACUUCACAAUGUAUCGAGGGAAAAUGUCUUUCGACCAAACCAGUUCCACAUUCAGCCCAAUAUGGUUUCAAGUGGGUCAGACCAGUACAAUAAUAAAAGAAUAACAUAUAAAUAGUGUUAACUCCAAACUUUUCUUUAUGUUUUACACUGAAAAAAGUAAAA
Sphaeramia orbicularis (orbiculate cardinalfish) is the source of this 3903-nucleotide messenger RNA. Its product is annotated as synaptopodin 2-like protein. Gene Ontology annotation, cellular component: Z disc; actin cytoskeleton; nucleus. The transcript is spliced from 5 exons. Gene Ontology annotation, molecular function: actin binding. The coding region runs from base 27 to 3488 and encodes 1153 amino acids. Gene Ontology annotation, biological process: positive regulation of actin filament bundle assembly. The record is from RefSeq and is a predicted model, not a curated record. Lineage: Eukaryota; Metazoa; Chordata; Actinopteri; Kurtiformes; Apogonidae.